Messenger RNA from Hirsutella rhossiliensis, 1065 nucleotides. Its product is annotated as DNA polymerase III, delta subunit domain-containing protein. Gene Ontology annotation, biological process: DNA-templated DNA replication; DNA repair. Gene Ontology annotation, molecular function: ATP binding; DNA binding; ATP hydrolysis activity. The coding region runs from base 1 to 1065 and encodes 354 amino acids. Gene Ontology annotation, cellular component: Rad17 RFC-like complex; DNA replication factor C complex; Elg1 RFC-like complex. NCBI's taxonomy places the organism in Eukaryota, Fungi, Ascomycota, Sordariomycetes, Hypocreales, Ophiocordycipitaceae. The transcript has 3 exons. The record is from RefSeq and is a predicted model, not a curated record.
AUGCCCCCCGCAAGAGCUGAGGAAAAGGGCGAGUCCUCGACCGCGGCAUCCAAAGCCGCCUCCUCCAAUGGCUCGCCGAACCACGAGCUGCCAUGGGUGGAAAAGUACCGCCCCGUCUUUCUCGACGACGUCGUCGGCAACACGGAAACGAUUGAGCGCCUCAAGAUCAUAUCCAGAGAAGGAAACAUGCCCCAUGUCAUCAUCUCGGGCAUGCCGGGCAUAGGAAAGACGACGAGUGUGCUGUGUCUGGCUCGGCAGCUGCUGGGCGGGUCGUACAAGGAGGCCGUCUUGGAGCUCAACGCCAGCGACGAGCGCGGCAUCGAUGUCGUCCGCAACCGAAUCAAGGGCUUUGCGCAGAAAAAGGUGACGCUGCCGCCGGGCAGGCACAAGCUCGUCAUCCUCGACGAAGCCGACAGCAUGACGUCGGGCGCGCAGCAAGCGCUUCGGCGGACCAUGGAAAUCUACUCCAACACUACGCGAUUCGCCUUUGCCUGCAACCAGUCCAACAAGAUCAUCGAGCCUCUUCAGUCCCGAUGCGCCAUCCUCCGGUACGCCAAGCUCACCGAUGCGCAAGUCGUCAAGCGGUUGAUGCAGAUCAUUGAGGCGGAAAAGGUCGAGUACAGCGACGACGGCCUCGCGGCUCUCGUCUUCAGCGCCGAGGGCGACAUGCGGCAGGCCAUCAACAACCUGCAGUCCACCUACGCCGGCUUUGGCUUCGUGUCGGGCGACAACGUCUUCAAGGUGGUCGACUCGCCGCAUCCCAUCAAGGUGCAGGCCAUGCUCAAGGCAUGCUACGAGGGCAGCGUCGACUCGGCGCUCGACAUUCUGCGGGAGCUGUGGGGCCUGGGCUACUCGAGCCACGACAUCAUCAGCACCAUGUUCCGGGUGACCAAGACGAUCCCGACCUUGAGCGAGCAUUCCAAGCUUGAGUUCAUCAAGGAGAUUGGCUUCACGCACAUGAAGAUCUUGGAGGGCGUCCAGACGCUUCUGCAGCUGAGCGGCUGCGUUGCCCGCCUGUGCAAGAUCAACAUGGAUCCGAAGCGGUUCGUUGCGCCAGCGAAAUGA